UACUACUUUCGCUAUAGCCCGCUGGCCUUUUGAUUCAUCACUACUGCUGGAGUUUAGCAAGGCCUGUCACGAACUCCAUCGAUUAUGGAAGAUGCUGAGAGAAAGCAGCGGCGUAAGCUGCAAAACAGGAUCAACCAACGAGCUCGCCGAAAUCGCAUGAACAAUGAUGACACAACCAAAACUCGUGCCAAGCAGCAAAGGCCGACAUUCGGAGUCAAGCUCUGGAGGGUGGAUGAAUUCGGUCUGGAGGCCGGAGCCGCCAAUGAUGAAUCCUCCAUCACCAAGCAAGACCCGAGAUUGUUUCUUACCACUAUAUACAAGGGCACAUUGAGCACCGCAGAUAUUGAAUUAUACAGCCAGCAGCUCGACAUGCAUCAACGUCUACGGGCAUUGACGGGCGUGGCGUCUCCUCUCUCGGACCAUCUUCUGUAUCUCAUAAACUACAAUGCUUUCCGAGGGCUUUUUCAGAACAAAGUAACCCUCUCACAGGUGACGGAUCAUCUUGUACUUGUAGAGGGUCGGACUGAGAAACUGGAUGUCAUGGUUGGCUUAAAGCGCGAUGCUAUUUGUGUCGAGACAGGCCUAGAUGUACCGCCUCAUCUUCGUCCUACAGCCCUGCAAUCAACAACGGUACAUGCAACCUGGAUCGAUUUCAUUCCGUUUCCGAAGAUGAGAGACAAUCUUAUCAAUCACCAUGAUCAUUUCAAUCAUCGACUACUUGUCACUGACAUAAUGGGAGAUCUACUGGAAGACAUCAUGUUCAACAAAUAUGGAGAGGGCACUGGGCCAAGAGGACGGCGACUUGUGUCAAGAGGCAAACAUGGCGACUAUGCUUCAGAUCGGCGUGGCAUGAUUAUCUGGGGAGAGCCGCAUCGUAUGGAGAGCUGGGAGGUGACGCCUCGGUUUCUGGAAAGAUGGGGAUGGGCUGUCGAAGGAUGUCCCGAGCUGAUGAGGGCAACUAAUCAUUGGAGAGCGUUAAGAGGUGAAGUCCCAUUGGUGUUUGAGAAGCAAAACAUAGGACAAGUCGAAAAUCUGGAAAAUUCUCAGAUCCUCCGCAAAUACAUCUUCUACUCGUCUCGACCCUUCGCAAUCAUGACCAUCGCACGCCAAUCUCUCUCCUCCUUCAGACGCAUCUCGACCGUCACAUCCGCGCUUCGAUCCCAACCCGUGCUAAGCUCAUACACCUCUAUCCGCAUGAACUCAGGCAAAGUCGAAACCCCAGUGUCUUCCGAUCCCAACCACGACAAGAACAAUCCACCAGUCACCGAUCACUCAGAUGGAGCCAUGGCGUCGCUGAAGGGUGCACCGGGAAAACGCGAUGCGAGCUCGUUCGAAGAUAAGAACAUGACAGAGAAGGAGAAGAAUACCAACAGUCAGAAUGCUCAAGAGCAGGAUGGCAGAGAGGGAAGUACUGGCGAGGCAGGCCAUUUCAAGAAGUCGGGCAGGAAACCCAAGAUGUAAAGCGCAUGUCGUAUUUUACUACACGUAUACAAAUAACUAAGGAUAUCAAAAAAAGAUCCCA
This is a messenger RNA of Fusarium oxysporum Fo47, 1522 nucleotides long. RefSeq names its product DUF3425 domain-containing protein. Lineage: Eukaryota; Fungi; Ascomycota; Sordariomycetes; Hypocreales; Nectriaceae. The coding region runs from base 85 to 1461 and encodes 458 amino acids. The transcript is spliced from 3 exons. The record is from RefSeq and is a predicted model, not a curated record.